CCUAUUGACUCCACCCACUCCCGUCUGCGAUUGGCUGUGUGGCCCUGGGUCUCCACCUCCGGGUCCGGCGCCUGCGCGAGGGUCAAUGGCAGCCCGUCGCACCUGACAGUGGGAGGCAGUGCCUCCCCUUCCCCUCUGCGGGCGGGACAGUUAGAUAGCCACCAAGGAAAACACCAUGAAAGAUACAGAUAUCAAGAGACUACUGUAUGCCCAUCUUUUGUGCAUAUUUUCAAUUAUCCUAAGCAUCUUCAUUCCAUCAGUAUUCUUGGAAAACUUCUCAAUAUUGGAAACACACUUGAUGUGGUUGUGCAUCUGUUCUGUUUUUGUAACUGCUGUCAAUCUAGUAUUAUAUUUGGUAGUGAAACCAAAUAUAUCUUCUAAAAGAAAUUCAUUAUCACAUAAGGUAACCAGAAUUUUGAAAUGUUGUAUCUACUUUCUUAUGUCUUGCUUUUCCUUUCAUGUGAUUUUUGUUCUAUAUGGAGCACCACUAAUAGAGUUGGUGUUGGAAACAUUUUCAUUUGCGGUUCUUUUGUCUACUUUUACUACCGUACCUUGUUUAUGUUUGUUAGGACCAAACAUCAAAGCAUGGCUAAGAGUUUUCAGUAGAAAUGGAGUUACAUCCAUUUGGGAGAAUAGUCUCCAGAUCACUACAAUUUCUAGUUUUGUAGGAGCUUGGCUUGGAGCAUUUCCUAUUCCACUGGAUUGGGAAAGACCAUGGCAGUGAUCAAGUUGGCAUCUACUGGACUUCAUUCAUACUUGAUUUUAUUCAGUAGAGUGUCAGUGAUUUCUAAACUGGAGGACAACAAUAUUGAAAAGUAAACAUAGAAAAUUGUUUUGAACUGUAGUAGAUUGAUUACUUUCAAGUAAUGCAAUUAAACCUAAAUACAAAGGACUGAAAAACAAAUACACCAUGGGCCAUCAGCUUUAAUAAGCUAGUAAAAUAAUGUAUAAUUAAUUUAUCAGUCUGUAUAUACAUGGAAUAUUUUAAUUUUAGAGUGUCAACGUGUGAUGUUUUACACACAUCUUCUGUUUGUAAGACUAUAUGGAAAUACAAACUGAAUCAUGGGGAGUUGCUAUGAUCUGUAAAAUGUGGAUUUUGGUUUGCUUAGAAAAUGUAUGUUAAUCAUUUAUAAUCCAAUUAUCCAUUUUUGGAUUGUUCAGGUUUUUAGCAAUUGGCCCAUAUUUCAGCCUCAGUGCUUGUUUACAAUAAUGGGUAAGCUGGAUCCAAAUUGAUAUAUCAGAUUUUUUAAGUUAAUAUAACAUUUCCACUUGAAAUAUUAAUCUUUUAAAAAGAUUAAUAUUUAGCUAACCAAUUUAAAUAUGUAACAAGUUGUUGGUCUUCAUCCUUAAGAUGUUUCCUUCAGCUGGAAUCUUACUGGCUAUUUAGUUAUUAUUACUGUUGUGUUGUUUUUAGAGUAUUCCAAGUUAACAAUCCACAUAUUCACCAUCAUACUUUUAAAUUGUGAUACAUACUGAUGGGGAAUGAUGAAUUGAUGUGUAAUUAAAAAUCUUUUGUUCAUUUAAUACUUACCUGUCCCUCUUCUAGGAGUUAUUUACUAAUAAACCAGAGAAAUUAUGAGGUUUCAUUUUUCUUUCACUUUUUACUUUUAGCAGACAAGUUUUUCUGUGUGUAUUCUUUGUUAUUAUUAUUAUUAUUAUUAUUAUUUAAAAAUUCUGGCUAUACAGAACAAGGGCUUAAUGUGGCUCAUAAAGCUGACAGAAUCUGCCAGAGAAGCAAUAAAUCAGAUAAGGGGAUAUGACAUUCCAUAAAAAUGGAGGUUUUGCUAGAGCAGAAUUUCAUGAGAAGAUAAUACUGUAUACUCUUUAUUAGCUAAAGUAUAACAUGUAUUAAAAGAGAUCUUAGUCCUUUGUUCCUUGUAGCCCAAUACAGGUUUGAUAUUUGUGGUAAAGCAAGCUUUUCUGGAUUGUGAUCUGUUUUUUUCUAGUCAGAGAAACAGGAGUAUUUAAUCAAUUACACUUUAAAAAACACAUGCACACAUGGAGCCCCACAAAAACUUUUAAUCCCUUUUCUCUACCUUUAACUCAAAUCUGACCUCAUGUAAUGUUCCUGAGGCCAAGCAUAAGGUUACAAUGUGAGUUCCAUAAUGAGAAAUUUCAAGCAUGUUUUUUUUAAUUGUUUCUUUAUUAAGUGACUGGAAAGACCCAUUGAAAAUAUGUAAAUGUUUUUUCACUUAAUAUGAAUUCUAAGUGAUUUUAAAUAAUGACGAGUGAUGAAAGAUAGUAGGUAUCUUUAAAGAUGGAGGAAGCCUUCACAUUAUGGAAGAAAACAAGAGGGUUUGGUGAAAGAGACUGGUAGGGUGGGUACCCACUACAUCACUGGCCAUCUUUGUUUUGUUUAAUAUUCAAUAUUAAUCUUACCCUCUUCACUGCUAGAGAAAGCUGUAGAUAUUGAUAAAUAUUCAGAAUGCAGAAAACUUUCUAUAUUAUAAUUUUGAUUCUUUAUCUGCUGUAACUAAGUAAUCAAUAAAUACAUUACUAUGUGCAAGGCAUAUACUUUAUGUAAGAAUUACAAGAUACUUUAAUAUUAUCAGGACUGGAAUUAAUGAUUUGAUAACAAUAAUUAGAUUCAGAUUUAAUAUGCUUUAUAUAUUUUGUAGAAUAGGUAGCUAUGAGGUUUUUUAAAUUUUUCUUUUAGUUGUAGAUAGACACAUUAUUUUUAUGUGGUGCUUAGGAUUGAACCCAGUGCCUCACACAUGCUAGGCAAGCACUCUACUAUUGAGCUACAGCCCCAGACCUAGCCAUGAGUUUUUUGCCUGGAAAAUGUCUUAAUUCUUUAUCAAGCAUGAGCUAGUAUUUCAUAUUGUAAAACAUCAGUGGGAAGUUAAUAAAUGUUGGUUAUUCCCAGCAAAGAAAAUUAACUAUGAGGUUUUAAAACCCACAUGUGUUAUUAAUAGGUAGGCAGACAAUGAUUAAGAGUUUUGGCAUCAUAUUACUGGGUUCAAAUCUUGUCUGUACCACUUGCUGAUAAAGAUUAAAUAAUAAAAUUCUGAAAUUCUUAGUUCAGCAUUGACACAUAGUUACUGCUUAAUGUUCUAGGCAUUUCUGAUGUAUAAAAUGAGUAUUUUAAAGACUGUUUCUUUGGCAACCCAAACAAAUGCAAAUUCUAUUAUUUAUUGAGUUCUCAUGUGUUAGUGCCUCAUGUGUCUCAGUUUGUCAUUGUCUUCUUCCUGCCCAGCAGUCCACCAGCUGUUAGAAUGGACUAUUAAGUUCUCUCUUUCUCAGGUAUUUUGUUAAGCCAAUUUAGGGUAUUUGGUUUUCACAUAAUUUUCAAUAUUGUCUGACAUUUCAGAUAACAGUAGAAAAAAAAAACACAUAAUGUUUAUAGAUCUCUCUAUGUACCAGACAGAAGGCUUGGCACUGUCACAGAAUAAUUUGAUCCAAAGAACUGUAGUGCAAAUAAAUUUGAGUCCCAUUUUUACAUGCUGGAAAGUCAGAGUGUGGUGGGGAGGAGUAAAAGUAUUUUUGACAUUACUAAGCUGCUAAGAGGAAGUCUUAGGAUUCAAACACAAGCGCCACUACAGCAUGAUUCUUCUCUUCACUACUAGAGUACUAGAGACUGAAACAGCUUUUUUUUUUUUUUUGAAUGGUCAUAGUUUUGGUCUCUUUGUAAUAGCUUGAGUAGUUUUUAAAUUGCUUUCUUUCCCCACAUUGAUUCCUCUAAAUGCCAUGAGCACUCUGGUGAUAUCUGUAUUUUAGAACAUAAUUUAAUACAUUUGUAGGAGAGUAUUCAAAGCUAACAUGCAAUGCUUUUGUGCCUGAGAACCCCACAAAUGCCUUUAUACUGUGGACUUCAGUGCAACUAUCUCUAAAAGGAAUUGAACCAGAUACAGUCUCCUGUAAUAUACUUACUUUUAAAAAGCAAAAUGUAUUCUAAACAACAGAAUUUGAAACUUUUAAAUUUUAGAUGCUGGAGAUUGAAACAAUUUUAAAUUGUUUAAAAAUAUUUGCCCUUCUUCCCAGUAGAUAACAGAUAAAUGAGUCUCUGUUAUAUUUAAAAAUCCUUUUGUGUGUAUGUGUGUUGUGGGGGUAGGGGGUGCUGGAGAUUGAACCAAGGCCUUUGCAUGCCAGACAAGCACUCUACCAACUGAGUUAUAUCCCCAGCCCACUAAAAAUUCUCUUUUUUUCCUUCAGUUUUACCAGAUCAAAAAUUUAUUAUUUGUGAAACAUAUAUUCAUUUUAAAAAAUCACAGAUAAUUCUCUUAUAAUUUGAAACUAGAGAUCUUACGGGAUUAUAACGAAUUAUUACAAAAUGCUAGAGGGAGGGAUAAAACUAAGAUUAUGGAUUUGAUUGAUUGAAGAGUUGUAUGUUUUUAGGUUAAUAGGUAUUACUUUUACCAAAGGUAUUAUACCAUCUUAGACAAAAAUAAAAUAUUCAUUAGUUUGAUUUAUAUGUCUCAUGCAUGGGGAAAAUGUAUAAUAAACUUACAGAGAUGGUUCUGGAUUUAAAAAGUAUGUUUACUGUAGGGUAAUUGUGUUAAUAUGCUCUGCUAGUAGUACUCUCCUCUGAAAGAGAAUAAUGCUGGCCAGGUUAACUCUUUAUAUGUACAUGGCCAAGACCAUUUAGUGUGCCUUUAACAAGAAUUCCAGUCCAGUAACUACACAUCUCUCCACAAAUAAUUCUUCCUAAAUCUGUCUUUGUCAUAGAGUGGACAGAUCAGUAGAUUUAUAACUAGAGAAAUGUAGCCAAGUGAGCAGAUUCAUCCAUACAUGUAUUUCUCCAUCAGAGAGGCAACAGCAUUUUCUUGAGCUUUAUUAGUUCAAGACCAAAUUCCAAGGAAAAUAUAAUGAUUGUUUAAAGCCAGUAUAAAGUCAACAGGCUUUGAAAGACAAAUGCUAUCACUCAUGCAAAAUCAAGUUUGUAGUAAGCACAAUAAACAAACACCCAUAUUGAAAAGUGGCAUGUGAGAUUUAGAACUAGCUGCCUGGGUUUUGUCUUCCUUUAUCAGAAAAGAAAGCAGGUAAUCCUAAUGGUUGAGUUGUCCUAAAUGUUUUGAGGUAUGCUCAUCAGCUGACAGGUCUUUCCCUUGUUAUUUGUAAUGGUAUAUAACCCACUCCCCCACACAAUUGUAAGUACUUUAUUAUAUUGGAGCACAUAUUGUUAAGAAUUUAUACUAAAAUUUACUCCAAAUUAAAUGCUUUAAUAUUAAUUUUCACCUUAAUUGCUUGGAUUAUAGAUCAAUAAAUAAUUUUUAAUUUUGAGUGAACGAAAUCAUUAAUAUGAGACUUUAAAAAUGAUACAAUGCUGAGAACAGUGGCACCUGCCUUUAUUUGUAGGUGCUAAGGAAGCUAAGACAAGAGGAGCUCUUGAAUUCAGGAGCUCAAAGCCAGCCUGGGCAAUUAGCAAAAUAAGAGAAAGAACACAAAUGUCUACAAGUAUUUAGUUUAAGCCCCAUAUUAAUAAUUAAUUUUGCUUCUUAAAACUUAUGGAAAAUGAGCUGGGUUUGGUGGUGCCCUGUCUCAAAAAAAAAAAAGACAAAUGUUUGAAAAAUGAUAACUGUUUAAAAAAUAUUUUUUAGUUGUAGAUGGACACAAUACCUUUAUUUCAUUUAUUUUUAUGUGGUGCUGAGAAUCAAACCCAGGGUCUUGGACAUCCUAGGUGAGCACUCUAUCCCUAAGCCAUAACCCCAGCUCCUGAAAAAUAACUUUUUAAUCUUAAUGGUUGAGUUGUCCUAAAUGUUUGAGGAAAAAAAAUAUAACUUUUAUAAAAAGUGAUAAAAAGAGCAGGGAAUUUCUCUAUUUUUGAAAUGAAGCUUCAGAUGGUUAACAUACUGCUGGUAUGUUGUAUAGCUGAGAAUUUUUUUUGUAAGCCUUAUAUUCCUGAGACAGUUAAUGUGAAGAAUGGUAUGUAUUAAAGAUGAUUACAUAAAAGGGUAAGGGAAUAGUUCCUACCAUACAAUAUAACAUUACUUGUGAACUAUUUUAUUUCUUUAGAUUGAGGGUUCUACUUAUUAGCUAGCUGUGUCAGUUACCUAAGAAAUACGUGUUCAUGAAAGUUCAAUUUCUUUCAGUUAUAAUAAUAGUGGCACAUGGUACUUUACAUUUUUCAUGACACAUUGCAGAAUAUUCAUCUAAUAAAACAGUCUACAUUUUAAGUACAAUAGGUAAUACUACAUCUGUUUCGUAGAUUGGGAAACUAAGUCUCACAAUAAGUGAUCUGGCCAAGAUCAUAUGGCUGAACUGGCCCUGAAACUCAGGAACACAUUAAACUAAUUUCAAAAAUAUUAUCAUUUCAUAAUUUCAAAUAAUCAUAAUUAUAGGAAACCUGUGUCAGCUUAUAUCUGCCACAGUCAAUAAUGACAUACCAAAGCACUGUUAUGUAGAGGAUCAAAAGUUGUGGAUAUCACAAGUUUUAAAAUCUGUUUGGGGCCUGGGGUUGUAGCUCAGAGAGAGAGUGCAGGUAGAGCACUCCUAGGUUCACUCCUAGCACAUGUGAGGACUGGGUUUGAUCCUCAGUGCCAUAUAAAAAUAAAUACAUAAAACAAAGGUAUUGUGUCCAUCCACAACUAAAAAAAAAAUUUUAAAUCUGUUUGGUUUCUUCUUAAAUCAUGCAGUUUCAUGACUUAAAAUUCUGAAACCCAAAGGUAAAGGGUCACUAUUAAUAAAAAUACUUGUACUUGUUAUGGUAGAAUGAUGUAGAGUACAAGGAUUCUUAACCAAGAGUCCUUAGAUGAGCUUUGGAGGUCUGUGAACCCCUGAAAAUACAUGCAAAUUUAUUAUCUGAGAAUUAUAUUUGGCAAGUGAGAAUCAAGAAUUCUGGUAAGUGUAAUUAUAAAAAGUAUUUUUAAAGUACUUAUAGGAGCAAUUCUAGAGGUUGUAUAUUUGGGGAAGAAUGCUACUCUGGAUUGUGGUGGCAAUUUAAAUGUGCCUAUUAGGAAUAAGAAGUAAAAGAUUAUGAUAAAUUAGAGUUCAGAUAUACUGGUCACUUGUGCUAUAUGCCAGAUACAGUUAUAAUUAUGGUUAUAGAAUGCAUAUGCAUUUACCUCAUUUCAUCAUUAUAACAACUUUGAGGUAAGUUUUAUGGCAGUCCUCAUUUUUCAGAUAAGGAAACCAAUGCACAAAAAGUUGAGAUGACUUGCCCCAGGUCACAUAUUUAAUAAACACCAAAACUCAAAUCCACUGUCUAGUACGAAAUCAGUGUUCUUAACCACUGUUCUGUACUACUUAGAAUAUGCUUUGAGGAAUAUUAAAAAGUGCAUAGAUAUGUGGUGCAUUUUCCUUUCCCAAAGUGUAAGCAGAAAGUUCUGUAGCAAUGUCUGAUCAAAAGAGAAGUAUGGCCAGGCCUGGUGGCACAUGCCUAUAAUCCCAGCUAUUGGGACACUGAAGCAGGAGAACUGCAAGUUCAGGGCUUGCCUGGUCAACUUAGCGAGACCCUGUCUCAAAUAAAUGAAAAGGGGUGAGGAUGUAGCUCAGUGGAAGAGCACUCCUGGGUUCAAUCCCCAGCACCACAAACACAAAAAGAAAAAAACUCCACAAAACAAUAACAAAACAAGCAGUAUGGUCUUCAGGUAGAAAUACACUUUUAUAAUUUUGAAGUGUUUUUCAAUAAGUGAUAAAACUGAUUUGUAUAAAACAGAGAAAACAAAUAGAUAGUUUAUGUAUUAUGAUGUUUUUUAGCUUAGGAAGGAAAAUUAUUUCUAAGAGAAAAAAGCUUAUUACUAGUACUGUGUACUCAGACCCUAUUCUAUGGAAUAUAAGACCUUUAUUACUGUUGUUUAUUUUAAGAGAACACUGGACUUUUUUUGGCUUAAGUGAUGAAAAAUACAUAAGGAGACAUUUGAUUUAGAGAUCAAACCCCCAAGGUGACUUAUGGCAGUCUUCACUUUGCAGGUGAGAAAAACCAAAGCACAGAAAGGUUAGAUGGAAAGGACAAUAAGGCGUGAUUUUUUUUUUUCAUAUGCUCUAGCCACUUACCUUUUUAAAUAGGUUUUUCUUUUUAAUGGCAAUUUUAAUAAUUAUAACCAAUUGUAUUGUAUUAUAUUUGGUUAUGUAAUAUGAAUUAUUUCUUCUAUAUAGUGAUUAAAACAUUUUAAAUUAAGAAAGUGGAUAAAAUAAUUGUCACUUCAAUGGCUAGCACCUGUGAAUGACUUCCUUUACCUGAAUGUCUGUUCUCAGUUUCCUACUUUCCUUAAACAAAACAAUUAUAUAGAGCCAUCUUAGAUUACCAUAAUUUGGAGAAAUAUUUGUACUUAUGCAGUUGAACUGUUUGACACCAUGUUUUGUUUUGUUUAAUUCCUAUUUAUGGCAUAAACAGUAUUAAACAAAAACAUCUGUAUGUAAGACAAGGACAUAAUUUUAAAUAGCAAACUUUAAGAUCUAAUUAUUAAAAUACAUAAUCAAACCAACAUGAUUUAUGUUACUGUGAAUUAUAUUGCCAUGAUGUAGUUUUUAAAAUUUUAAAGCAAUGAUAAGCAGGAAGAAAUUGCUCAGGAGUGUUUACUAGUGGGCAACUUCCCUCAGCUACCUCUUUUCCCAUUCCCUAUCAUGGUCUACAAAAAGCAGGAAAAUUGCCCUUAGAUAAGAAAAAGACUACUUAUUUCAGGAAAGUCACCCAGGUUCUCUUUUAAGUACAAAGCCUGCUCUAUCACUUGCUGUCUUAAAAGCCAGUGCACAUUUUAAUUUGCAGAUGGCAUUGAUUUCUUGAGAUUGACAUAACACAGAAACACAAGUGUUCCAAGCCUUAACCCCUCAUUAGACAAAACUUUCUAACCAACAUGAUUUCAUUUUUGGCACUCCAUUAGAGGUGAAGUAUGGCAGCUGUUCAAAGAAUGUAGCUGAAUGUGUAUGUAUGUGUUUGAGAACAAAGAGCCAUACUGAAAUUACAAAGUGACUAAAAUAGAAUUUAGUAACCCAAAUUGGAAUUUGGCUGGAAUUCAUGAGGAAUUAUUAUUCUUUAUACACUCUGACAGUGAGAUUUUUUAACUGAGGGCACGUGCUCACACUUUGCCAAUGAUGAGCAGUCCUACAGCAGAGCAAAGAGGGGAAACAGUAUUUUUCUAAAUGUUUUCUUAGGGUAUUAAAUAAAAACUACUAAGGUAAGAAGUUCAGUGCUUUACAUAGAGAGUAAACUAUACAGAUCAUUUUAUUUGUAACCCCAUGUGUUAAGAAGGGACACUGUAAAGUAACAAUCAAUUAGAAAGCGACAGUCAACAAACCAGCAUUUAAUUUGGUAUUUAAAAUUAAUAAUUAAAAAUCAAAUGGAGCAGUGCUUAAAGUAACUAAGAUAAUUCAUGACAAACACCAUUAAUUCAAGCUCUAAUUAUUGGAAAUAUGAUAAUUCGACAUGGGUAACUUAAAUGAACCAGUAGAGAUAGAAUAAGGGCAUAUGUUAGCAAAGUAUUAAAUAAGUUUUCAGGGAGCCUCUAAAAUUAUCUUUAAGAACCUUAAAACUAGUUCUCUAUAUGCAAAAACUGAUUAACACAAAUUUCUUUGAAGUUCUUUCAUACAUGACCUUAUUUGAAGCAAUGCAUUUGCAAAAUUCAUGUCAAGAAAAUAUUUUUGAAUUAUUUCCCAGAUCACUAGUUUGAAUAGUCACUCCAGAGAUUUGUCUCAAUUUCUAUUGAAAACCUACACUUUAAUGAAGACAUGCUUCUGAAAAUAAGGCAAUUUUUCUACAAUCUGCUUAUGAAUAGAAAACAAAUCUUUGGUUUUUAGUUAAAGUGACAGGAAGGGCUUUGCAAAAAGAAAUACUAAAUAACCAAAACAAUUAAAAAGCUCUUAAUAAGCAAUGGGAAACUCCAACCCCAUCAAGGUCAAUAGAGUACCUAAGGCACCUCAGGUGCGGAUGAUUCAGUCAUCUCUGUUUAGAGUUCUAAUAAUCUAUAUACAUGAUUCUGACCAUCUGGAGAAUGUGAAGUGAAAAGGUGAUGUCCAACAAAGAUUACUGUGAAUUAGAAUGAAGAGAAUGAAAAGAACUGAUAAAUGGGAGAGACACUGGAGAUCAUCUGUUCUACUUCCCAUAUUUAUAAUAAGAUGAGGAAACUGAGGCCCGGUCAAGAAACAGGUGACACACCAGCUUGCAUUUCCAGAUUCCUAAUCCAUUUCUCUUAGGGAAGAAUAUAUUCUAGAUUUUAACUUUCAAUGCCAAGUAAACCAAGUGUGAAUGGUUUCAGAGAUGUAAAUUUGGAAAAAAAAAAAUCUCCAUCAAAUCCCCAAAGGCAACUUGGAAGUGUAUAAUACUUUACUGUCUUAAUUCCUCUAUACCAUGUGUCUAGCAACUUAACUAAUAUGUUAAUUGAUUUAUACAAUCCCUUUUGAUUCUAACUAAAAGGAUGAAAAUUAAAUGAGAAAAUUACAGAAUAUUCCAUUCAAUACAUAAGGCCAUGACAAUGUGAACCACUAUUUCUUGUAAGAAAGAAGACAUCCAAUCAAUACCCAAUUCCACGAGAAAACGCCUGUUAUCCAAUAGACUCUCCACUCUUCAAAGAGGAAGAUGAUGCUUAUAUUUCAAAAAAUCUCUACAAAGCUCACAUACAAGACAGUACAUUCUAGAUUUGUGACUGAUAUGAGCAUUUAAGGCUGUAAAUUUCAAGUAUAAAUGUUUAUAGUGUUCCAUUACCCAAUCGGUGCGCUAGACAGAGCUUUAAGCAUAAAUCCUGGAAGUUAACAGAAACCCACCAAAGACAAAGAAAGCAUAGUUUAGGCAACAGCAAAUUUAAAUGUAGGAAAGGCCAGGGGAAAAAUUAUAGAUUAGAUUAUGCUUCUCUAAACUGCAUUAGGUGGUUCGUGCUGAAGCUGUGUCUAACACUACUGUCGGUUGCAUGGCAUUUGGAGUAAGGCAGAUCCAUAGCAGACCAAACAAGGAAGUUGAAUUAGGUAACAAUCAGUUAAUAAGAUGGUUCACCUCUACCACAGUUCUCUGGCCUGUUUCCACAGACAAGAUUAGAAAUGGCUCCAGUACACCAAGCUUUACAGAUGAAAAUGAAGAUUUGUUUCCAACUGUUUUUUUUUCUUUUUCUUUUUUCUUUUUUUUUUUAAGCAGAGCCUUUCACCUAGGGACUAAAACAUAUUGGCUGCAGAUUAAACAAGUCAACAUUAUUUACUACUGGCUUAAUGUUAUAUUGUGAAAUGUAAUACAGCUGGAGAAAGUGAGUAUUUGGAAGCCAGUACUAUUUUGUUUAAUUUACACUCUAGGUGUGUACAUAAAAGCUGUGGUUUAUAACUUUUGCUAUGGUUCCAAUAUCUAUAUCUGAAAGGUGAUAUCAAUUUUAUUGUGGAAGCAGCUGCUCUAUUAUAAAUUCCAUGUAACAUGCUUAGAUUCUAGGUCUUUCCUCUUUAAUACAAUUUACUUCCUUGGGGUUUGGUCAGCAUACAUACUUCUUAUUUCAUUUGAUGUAUACAGCCAAUGUAGGAAUUUUAAAAAAAUUACCACCUAGUUCAGAGAGCUAAAUUGAGUCCAGGAUUAUGGCAAAGUCUGACCCAAAAUUUUAAUUUGUAAUUUCAGCAUGUUUCUCAUGCAGUUUGGGGAGCAUCAAACUAAAUCUACAAUUGUCAGAAGCCUUGUUACAGUUUAAUGCACAUUAACUAAAAUGUGUACAUUUUUAGUGUCAUGAUAAUGCAGUUAUGACCUUAUUACACUUUUGGCAUUCUUUAAGAAAGCACAUUAAGCUUUAAUAUAGAAAUAUUUAGGUUACACUUAACUUGUGCUCAAGUAAUAAUAAAACAUUUGUUCUUUUUUGAUCUCAUACAUUUUUUUCCUCAGGUUUGGCCCAUCUCCUGUACGCUUGGAGCGACCUUUGGCUACGUGGCUGGCCUUGUUAUUUCACCACUCUGGAUAUACUGGAAUAGAAAGCAACUUACAUACAAGAACAAUUAAUUAGAGCAAAGGGAGAAGAUAUUUCUUUGUGCAGAUUCCACAGGGCUGUGCAGAAAUGUGUGUGGUCAAAGCCAAGCAGGUCCAUUUACAGCACUGUUUUUUUUAAUGUAGUUUCAACAUGAUGUGAUUGUAGCUUUUUAAACUAUGAAACCCCUGAGAGAUUGUACCUUCUAGUUGAAAUAAAGUAUUUAUAAUAGA
Molecule: messenger RNA, 12031 nt
Organism: Ictidomys tridecemlineatus (thirteen-lined ground squirrel)
Lineage: Eukaryota; Metazoa; Chordata; Mammalia; Rodentia; Sciuridae
Source: RefSeq, a predicted model, not a curated record